AUGAACUUCACAACACUUCUUGCUCUUCUUUUAUCACUACUAGCCGUCGGAGCCUUCAACGUCGAUUUUCCCCAAUACUAUGGAGGAUACGGGCAGAUAAGACGAGAUGGAGAGGAACAAUACGCAAAAAGAGCGAUGCCGAUGAAGUUCCGAAGAUCCCCGCUUGAGGGAUUCGAAGAGUUUUCAUCUAUGAUGAGAUCGAUAGACGGAAUUCAAAAACCAAGGUUCGGAUGA
Molecule: messenger RNA, 234 nt
Organism: Necator americanus (New World hookworm)
Lineage: Eukaryota; Metazoa; Nematoda; Chromadorea; Rhabditida; Ancylostomatidae
Exons: 3
Coding region: 1-234 (77 amino acids)
Source: RefSeq, a predicted model, not a curated record